This is a messenger RNA of Puntigrus tetrazona (Sumatra barb), 1148 nucleotides long. It is a transcript of the gene setmar, whose product is annotated as SET domain and mariner transposase fusion gene. Gene Ontology annotation, molecular function: zinc ion binding; histone H3K9 methyltransferase activity; protein binding. NCBI's taxonomy places the organism in Eukaryota, Metazoa, Chordata, Actinopteri, Cypriniformes, Cyprinidae. Gene Ontology annotation, cellular component: nucleus. The transcript has 2 exons. The record is from RefSeq and is a predicted model, not a curated record. The coding region runs from base 169 to 1035 and encodes 288 amino acids.
AACGACAUGGACUUUUAGUUUGCAUCGACUUCGAGCGUUGAACCAUUUCCGCUUCCGUUUGGAGUUCUUGCGUGAAUACAUCGAUAUUUACAACAAGCCACGCAUUAGUAAUGUCCACUUUUACAUCCAAAUCAGACAGAAAACUAUAUAUAUAUUAAAAAAAACACGAUGCGAUCCUACGGCCGAGAUCUGAGUGGCGGGCUCGAGAAUGUUCCUGUUUUGAUUGAGAGCAGCGUUCCCAAAGAGGCUUUUUCCAACUUUCAGUAUGUGCCAGAUAAUACACAAGGACCAGGCUGUGACCUCGACCCCAGUGCGGUGACCCUCCCAGGCUGCUCGUGUGGUGCCGGGUCCUGCCUGCCCGACCGCUGUCCCUGUCUGAGGUUCGGCCAGGCGUAUGACGGCGCGGGACGUCUGAAUCCCCCGCCAGAGGACGGCGGCUACAGCAGGCCUGUAUUCGAGUGCAAUGCCUUGUGCGUCUGCAGCGAGUCCUGCCAGAGCCGUGUGGUUCAAAAGGGGGUGGAGGUUCAGCUGGGUGUUUUCAGCACCGAGGACAGGGGCCUGGGGGUGGAGGCUCUGGAGCGCCUCUCUUGUGGCCGGUUUGUGUGCGAGUACGCCGGGGAAGUGAUCGGGAGCCACGAGGCCCGUCGCCGCCAGCUCUCCCAGACUCCCCUGGAUAUGAACUACAUCAUUGCUGUGCGGGAGCACAGUGGAGGGGACAGGGUCACCCGGACCUUCGUGGACCCCGUGAAUGUGGGCAAUGUGGGGAGGUUCAUCAACCACUCCUGCCAGCCCAACCUGCUCAUGGUGCCUGUCCGAGUGCACUCACUAGUGCCCAGACUCGCUCUGUUCGCAAAUCGUGAUAUAGAAAGGGAUGAAGAGCUGACUUUUGACUAUGCAGGUGGACAGAGGGAUAAAGCAGAGACGGGGACACGCACGGGGCCUGAUGCUGAUGAAACACCAGGGAGAAAAGCCUGUCACUGUGGGGCUGCAAACUGCACAGGGUUUUUACCAUUAGAUAUGUCAGUUCUGCACUGAAUGUUGAAGUAUAUGAUGUGCUCUAAUGAGUUGGGGUUCUGAAUGUUUUGUAGAACUGUUAGAAAUGUUUAUUAAAAUAAUAAACGUUCAAAAGUCUUUAUAUUCAAAUAUCA